Messenger RNA from Trichoplax adhaerens, 1011 nucleotides. RefSeq lists its product as uncharacterized. The coding region runs from base 1 to 1011 and encodes 336 amino acids. NCBI's taxonomy places the organism in Eukaryota, Metazoa, Placozoa, Uniplacotomia, Trichoplacea, Trichoplacidae. The transcript has 3 exons. The record is from RefSeq and is a predicted model, not a curated record. Gene Ontology annotation, biological process: transmembrane transport. Gene Ontology annotation, cellular component: membrane. Gene Ontology annotation, molecular function: transmembrane transporter activity.
AUGUCCAAUACUACGCUAAGUAAAAACGAGAAUUCUUCUUCUGCUAAAUUAUAUAUAAAAAAUAGUGAAGAUGACGACAAUGUGACCCCAUAUAAUGGUAAAUUUGGCUAUGGACCAUGUCAGCCAAAUUGGUUACAAUGUUUUAAUUCGGCCAAAUGGUUGACAGUUCAUGUAGGCGCCUUCGUCUUUUUGGCUGGGAUGCAAGUUACUGGGUUAAUGUCUGCUGCGGUCCUUCCAUUAGAGAAGCAAUUUGGAUUUACUAGUACGGAAAUUGGGGUUAUGGCAGCCAUGUAUGAUGUUGGAGCGGGUGUAUUUGGCUUUAUAUUUAGUUUUUUCGCUGCUCAUACGCAUAAAGGGAAAUGGGUAGCGACUGGAAGUAUAUUAAUGGCUAUCGGAUCGAUGAUUAUUGCUUCUCCUCAUUUCAUUUACGGACGUUAUCAAUAUUCUGCGGUUUUAAAUGUAAGCAGUAUAUGUAAUGAAACAGCCGGUAGUAGCUGUAUUAGUGGUGCGAUAUCUUCGUCAUCUGUACAACUUUUUAUCCUCUCCUUGGGCCAACUUAUUUCUGGUAUGGGGUCGACAAUUAUUUGGACUAUCGCUUUUCCCUAUCUCGACGAAAAUGUCAGCCCAACAGCAUCACCUAUCUACAUAGGUGUAUUUGGCGCGUUAGCUUCUCUUGGACCUGGAGCUGGAUAUUUACUAGGAGGCGCUUUCUUAAAUUUCUUUGUCGAUUGGCCUACUAGACCAACAGAUAUCAACUCUUCCGAUCCGCAAUGGGUUGGCGCUUGGUGGUUUGGCUAUGUAUUAUCUGCUAUAUUAAUGGCUAUGACAGCGGUUCCUUUACUAGCCUAUCCCAAGCAUUUACCAGAAUACGAGAAAAACAAAGAAAAGCGUGCUAAGAUUGCUAUCGGUAAAUCUGUAAUUGACAAUAACUACGGUAAUAGUAUUAAAGAGCUACCAAAAGCUGUUAAAGAAUUGGUUACAAACAAGGAAAUCUCUAAUCUAAUCAAUUGA